CCUCCCAGGCACCAGUGAGCAAAGGGGAAGCAGCCAGCACAACUAUCCUUCCUUGCCCAUCUCUGUGGAAACAAGCUGUGAGACAAGUCAGGAUUGCCUCACCAUGGAGCAGCUGAGCUUGGCCAACACCCGGUUCGCAGUGGACCUCUUCCGCACCCUGAAGGACAACAACCCCUCCGGGAACAUCUUCAUCUCCCCCAUAAGCAUUUCCUCGGCGCUGGCCAUGGUCUUCCUGGGGGCCAGAGGCACGACCGCGGCACAGAUGUCCAAGACUCUUCAGUUCGAUGCGGUUAAGGAGAUUCAUUCCAGUUUCCAGAGUCUGAUUGCUGAUAUCAACCAUCCCAGAGCUUCCUAUAUUCUGAAACUUGCUAACAGGUUAUAUGGAGAGAAAACCUAUGAGAUCCUCCCUGAGUUCUUAGCUUCAACCCAGAAAAUGUAUGGAGCUGAACUGGCCAGUGUAGAUUUUCAGCGAGCCUCUGAAGAUGCAAGAAAGAUGAUAAACACGUGGGUCAAAGGGCAGACUGAAGGGAAAAUUCCAGAAUUGUUGGCUGCAGGCGUGGUUGAUAAUAUGACUAAACUUGUGCUAGUUAAUGCCAUCUAUUUCAAAGGAAACUGGCAGGAGAAAUUCAGUCAAAAGGCCACAACCGAUACACCUUUCAGAUUGAAUAAGAAAGACACAAAAACAGUGAAAAUGAUGUAUCAGAAGAGCAAAUUCCCAUUUGGCUACAUCGAGGACCUUAAGUGCCGGGUGCUGGAGCUGCCUUACCAGGGCAGGGAGCUCAGCAUGGUCAUCCUGCUGCCAGAUGACAUCGAGGACGAGGCCACGGGUCUGAAGAAGAUCGAAGAACAAUUGACCUUGGAAAAACUGCAUGAGUGGACCAAACCUGAGAAUCUGAGUUCCACUGAAGUCAAUGUCUACCUGCCCAGGUUCAAGCUGGAAGAGAGCUACAACCUCAACUCUCACCUGGCCAGCCUGGGUAUAGAGGAUCUCUUUACUACCAGGGCUGAUCUGUCUGGCAUGUCAAGAGCCAGAGAUCUUUUUGUAUCAAAAAUUAUACACCAAUCUUUUUUGGAAGUAAAUGAGGAGGGCACAGAGGCCUCAGCUACAACAUUUGCAAUUGGCAUGGGUUGCUCGCUUAUGCCAGUGGAAAAUUUUGUGGCCGACCAUCCAUUCAUUUUUUUCAUUCGACACAAUCCCUCAACUAACAUCCUGUUCUUAGGCAGACUUUCUUCCCCAUAG
Eptesicus fuscus (big brown bat) is the source of this 1240-nucleotide messenger RNA. RefSeq names its product leukocyte elastase inhibitor-like. Bases 104 to 1240 code for a protein of 378 amino acids. Lineage: Eukaryota; Metazoa; Chordata; Mammalia; Chiroptera; Vespertilionidae. Gene Ontology annotation, molecular function: serine-type endopeptidase inhibitor activity. The transcript is spliced from 8 exons. The record is from RefSeq and is a predicted model, not a curated record. Gene Ontology annotation, biological process: negative regulation of endopeptidase activity.